This is a messenger RNA of Boeremia exigua, 2054 nucleotides long. RefSeq names its product sugar transporter STL1. The transcript has 10 exons. Gene Ontology annotation, cellular component: membrane. Lineage: Eukaryota; Fungi; Ascomycota; Dothideomycetes; Pleosporales; Didymellaceae. Gene Ontology annotation, molecular function: carbohydrate:proton symporter activity. Bases 166 to 1746 code for a protein of 526 amino acids. The record is from RefSeq and is a predicted model, not a curated record. Gene Ontology annotation, biological process: carbohydrate transport; transmembrane transport.
CCCUGACUAUAAGUCACUCCAAGCGUCUCUUGCGUGUCAACCGCGACAUAAACUUCCGAUUAUAAUUACCAUUGACGUUUGCGGGGCUUCAUAAGUUCAUGCUACGAUUGUAAGAGCGAGCGCAGAUUACAUCCAGGGACCGGUAUCCCUAUCUCUUUGCUAAGCAUGCCUCGAAAGUACCUCGGAGGGUCUGGUGAGAGGCUCACAGUAUGGAUUUCGGUCGCAGCCUCGACUGUUUUGAUCUUCUAUGGAUAUGAUCAGGGCGUGUUCGGAAAUGUAAUCAUUGACGAGAACUUCCUCCAUACGUUCGGCUAUCCGUCUGCAAAUAUGCAAGGAGUCAUGACCUCAAUCUACAAUAUUGGCUGCUUCAUUGGUGCUAUGAGCACAGUAUGGACUGGUGACGUACUCGGCCGUCCCCGUCAGAUCUUGUUUGGUUCUGCUGUCAUUGGAGUCGGUGCAAUUAUACAGGCGUGCAGCUGGACAGUAGCAAGCAUGAUGGUAGGCCGAAUUGUGGCCGGACUUGGAACUGGCAUGAACACCGCGACAGCGGGAGUCUGGCAGGCAGAGACAAGUAAAAUGAGCAGUAGAGGAAAGCUGGUCAUAAUACAAAUGGCGAACUGUAUCACUGGCUUCAGCAUCUCGAAUUGGCUUACCCUCGGUUUCUCGUUUGCUCCACGGGACAUAGCGUGGCGAUUUCCACUCGCCUUUCAACUGUUUUUUACGCUCUGCAUUUUUGCUAUGUGCCCAUUCUUGCCGGACUCGCCUCGACUUCUUAUACGCAAGGGAAAGCACGAAGAGGCCCUCGAGGUGAUUGCUGCAUUGGAGGGCCAUGGCGCAACCCCCGAGUCCCCAGAGGUGAUUAUCCAGUAUAACAUCAUUAAGGAUAUCUUGGACAGAGAGCACAUGAACACAUAUACCUGGUGGCAGUUGUUGAGUGGUAAGGGCCCAAGUGGAGUUUUGCGACGCAUGCUGCUCGGCGCGUGGAUGCAGGCUAUGAAUCAAAUCUCUGGAAUCAAUGUCACAAGUUACUACAUGAGCUACAUCUUUAUCAACUCUUUGGGCAUAUCGGAGCUCUUGUCAAGGAUAUUGGCUGCCGCGGGAUCAGUGGAUUAUUUAAUCUUUGCUGUACUAGCUUACUUCGUGAUUGAACGUUACGGACGGCGAAAAGUCUUCAUGUGUUCUGCUGCAGCUUGCUCCAUAUGCUGGAUCGCCAUUGCAACAGCUCAAGGUCAAACCGAAGCGGGCGGAGACUCCUAUAAGCUCGGUGUAGUAGCGGUUGCCUUCUUCUUUCUCUUCUUUGCUAGUUUUGGUAUGGGUGCCCUUGGAGUGCCAUGGCUAUACCCUACUGAAAUAAAUGCACUUGAGAUGCGAACAAAGGGCGCAUCAUUGGCAAUGAGUACAAACUGGAUCUGCAAUUAUGCUGUUGUUCAAGCUACGCUGCCUGGCAUCGAGAGCCUUGGCUACAAGUUCUGGGUCAUAUGGGCAGUCAUCUGCUUUUCCUUUAUUCCGAUCACAUAUUUCCUUUACCCGGAAACAGCAAACAGGUCUCUAGAGGACAUUGACCGCUUUUUUGAGACCAAACCUGGAUUCUUCAUCCACAAGAAUCGACUAGCAGUACAGUUGCACCGACCGGCCGAGUUCAUCGAAGCGGAUGCACGCAUUGCAAGAGGCGAAGCUGGAAUCCUUGACGAAAAAGAUAAGAACGACACCAGCACUGACCGUAUUGAGAUGAAGGAAUCUGUGUAGUUUAACAUGCCCCCUCUUCACGGAAGUCACCUCGUCCAAGUGGAUUAGAGCAACAUCAGAUUGAUAGCUGUGCACGUAAAGUCCGGCCGUUCAUAUGGCUGGGCAUUGCUAGUGCGCUUUGCCUGUACGCUGGCUAGACUGUGUGUACAGGACGCCUGGAUAGACGUAGAGAUAAAUCAUCCUCUUCUUCAGUAACGUGUAGGCCCCGCCCUCUGCUCAGGUAGAUUUUCAAUCAAUGUGCCGAAAUCAUGCUUACUGUGAAGGCGAGAUUGGUAUCUUGCGCACAGACAUUUCAGCUGUUUCACUUC